Messenger RNA from Neltuma alba, 786 nucleotides. RefSeq lists its product as uncharacterized. NCBI's taxonomy places the organism in Eukaryota, Viridiplantae, Streptophyta, Magnoliopsida, Fabales, Fabaceae. The transcript has 2 exons. Bases 202 to 603 code for a protein of 133 amino acids. The record is from RefSeq and is a predicted model, not a curated record.
ACACGCUGAUUCCAAAUCAUUGCCAACACUAGUUUGAGUCCCCGUCCCUGAAACUCCCCCCAACGGCUAUAUUUCCUUCUCUCAAUCAUAUGCCCUUCCCUCAACGGUCCUUUCCCCACCUUCAGCCUCCACAAUUAAUACUUCUUGCUUAUCCCCCUUCCAUACCACUUCCCUCCCUCUUCUCCUCCUCCUUCCAUCGCAAUGGCCACUCCUGCUCCCGCCGCCUCCCCUUCUGUUCAGCAUGUCGCCAAAAAGUCUUCCGACCAACUCCUCCAGAAAUUCGCCCACUUGGAUUCGCGUUCCCCCAAACUCAAGUCUAAGCGCCGUAUCACCGUCGCCGAAUCUUGCUGUCGCAGCCCCUCCCAUGGAGGCUCCGCUUUGGUCGAGAGGAGGUCGCUUCUCCCCCUCGCCUCCACUAGCCGCUCUGCUUUGCUCCGCCAGCUUGGCAUUGCCCGCGCCCGCCUCAAGGCAAGGGACAUCAGAAACAGAUCCGUCUUCGGAACCCUUGAGAAGACGUGGCGGAGUACGGUAGAAGGUGCAUCCAGAGUUUUCAUGGAGAAGCAUUAUCAUCGCCAUAAGCGUCUGAUCAGUGAUAUUGUUUAGCCUCUUAUCUGCUGUCCCCUGAGAUGAACGCAUAGCUCUGGACAGAAACUCAGACUAUAUGUAUGAUAUAUAUAUAUAUAUAUAUAUAUAUAUAUAUUGCACUAUCACUAUUCGUUAUUCAUUAAUUGAUGCUAUUCUUUAAUUAGUCUCCGAAUAAUAUAUAAAUUCCAUCGUUUCUUUGUU